Messenger RNA from Dendrobium catenatum, 1495 nucleotides. RefSeq names its product mitochondrial dicarboxylate/tricarboxylate transporter DTC. The transcript has 6 exons. Gene Ontology annotation, biological process: transmembrane transport. Bases 283 to 1182 code for a protein of 299 amino acids. NCBI's taxonomy places the organism in Eukaryota, Viridiplantae, Streptophyta, Magnoliopsida, Asparagales, Orchidaceae. Gene Ontology annotation, molecular function: oxoglutarate:malate antiporter activity. The record is from RefSeq and is a predicted model, not a curated record.
AAAUCGCGCUCAUCCCAUAUUUUUUUGGGGUGUGAAAAUUUACUUAUCGUAUCGAUGCAAAUCAAGAUUCAAGUUGCCUCCCUUCACUAACAGGAGCUCGCCCCGAAGCUCGCGGGCCCCAUUAACAACUGCCUUGGGGGUCCAAUUUAUGAGCCACCAUUCUUCCCCGCUGCCCAUAUUUAUAAUUUGGUUUAGGUAUCGGUCUCUUUGAGGACUCCGCCGGCUCAGUCACUGCCAUUCACCUCCCCGGCGCUACUUCUCCAUCUCUCGAAGCAGGAGGAAAUGGGUGAAGCGAAGCCCAAGAGUCAGUCUGGCGUCUGGAGUACUGUUAAGCCUUUCGUCAAUGGCGGAGCGUCCGGCAUGCUCGCCACCUGCGUCAUCCAGCCCAUCGAUAUGGUCAAGGUUAGAAUCCAGCUGGGACAAGGAUCCGCGCUUCAGGUUACGAAGAACAUGCUCGCUCAAGAGGGUGUCCGUGCUUUCUACAAGGGUCUUUCAGCUGGGCUAUUAAGGCAAGCAACAUACACAACUGCACGACUUGGAUCAUUUAGGGUACUGACAAACAAAGCUACGGAGGCUAACGAAGGGAAGCCUUUGCCGCUCCUUCAGAAAGCUGGUAUUGGGUUGGCAGCUGGAGCUAUAGGCGCAUGUGUUGGUAGUCCAGCUGAUCUUGCACUCAUCCGCAUGCAGGCUGAUGCAACUUUACCACCAGCACAACGCAGAAAUUACACAAAUGCCUUCCAUGCACUCUUUCGUAUUUCUGCCGACGAAGGGGUUCUUGCACUCUGGAAAGGUGCGGGUCCAACGAUAGUGAGGGCAAUGGCAUUGAACAUGGGCAUGCUUGCCUCUUAUGAUCAGAGCGUGGAAUUUUUCAGGGAUUCACUUGGUUUUGGAGAAAUUAGCACAGUUCUAGGGGCCAGUGCUGUUUCAGGAUUCUUUGCUUCUGCCUGUAGCUUGCCCUUCGACUAUGUGAAAACACAGAUCCAGAAAAUGCAGCCAGAUGCCUCUGGGAAAUAUCCCUAUAGCGGAUCUUUGGACUGUGCGAUGAAGACCCUUAAGAGCGGAGGGCCUUUCAAAUUUUACACUGGAUUUCCAGUUUACUGCGUUAGAAUUGCUCCUCAUGUCAUGAUGACAUGGAUAUUCUUGAAUCAAAUUCAGAAGAUCCAGAAAUCUGCGGGGCUCUAGGAACUUUAUUUUACUUCUAUAUCCAUAUUAAUUUUUGUCCAGAGAUUCCGGCUUUUUUGAACUGUACCUGAGCCUGUUUUAGGGUCUUAGUUGCCCAUUUAAUCUGUUGGCAGCAAUCGGCUGACUCUAAAGAGAAAAAAAGGAAAUGUAAUCCUCUGUUGCUGAAUUUUUGUCUGGUUUUUUGUUGAAAAUUUUUUGCUGAUUUUUUAUUUCUUAUCUCUAUUAAUGGUACAUUUUUGUGGGUAAAGAUACAGUACAUCUUAUGAUCUACCUGACUUGUUGAAUUAUCAUGAAACAUCUUAUCUUUUCAUAA